AUGGCCUCCGUCGGCGCAGCAGCGGACGCCGUGUUGCGCGGCCCGUUCGACCGCGUCCUCACCUUCGCCAAGGCCAUGGGGAAGUCAUUGACCGCGGAGCACUUGAGCGUCAAUAUGGAGAGGUCCCAGGAAAACCACGUUCACAUCCAGGUCUAUCACGACCUGGUGAAGACGUUUCACCGCGAGGGGGUCGGAUCUGUCUUCGCGUCGGCGGACUGCGACCCCUUCGCCUACGAUGCCGUCGAGGGGCGGCGGCUCGACAGCUUGCGGUCGGCCGACGCUUCAGCUGCCCAGCGGUGCUGGAAGGAGAGGGCGGCUGUGAGGGCUGCGAAAGUGGAGGCGGACGCGCUGGAAGAGCACGCGAUGUCCAUGAAGGACUUCCCCGAGGUGGACGACUCUUCGUGGCCUGUUCCCCGAGGCCCGCGACACCGUCGCGCAGUCUUGGCCACCGUCGGCGGCGCGAGUUUGGGCAGGAGCAUGCUUGCAGCGCGCGUGCUCCGCAAGCUGGGGGAUAUCUUGGGCCUGGGCAGAACCCUCAUUUGGACGUGGCUCAGCUCGCCGUUCGAUUGGACGCGCGACGCGGGCGCCAUCCUGGCUGGCGUGGGAGAUGCCCUGAUCUUGAACCAGAACUUGGCGAUGUUUCACACGGGCUACUGGCUGUCUAACAGACAGAACGCCACCGCGUUGAACUUGUCGGAAAAGGAUUUCGUCGGGGCGCCCGCCGCCCCCAGAGCGGCGGCGCCCGCCCCGCAGGCGUCGCCGCAGUCGCGGUGCGCGGCGGCUCCUGGCUAG
Molecule: messenger RNA, 792 nt
Organism: Prorocentrum cordatum
Lineage: Eukaryota; Dinophyceae; Prorocentrales; Prorocentraceae
Source: the annotation of a GenBank genome assembly